Messenger RNA from Macrobrachium nipponense, 717 nucleotides. Its product is annotated as craniofacial development protein 2-like. NCBI's taxonomy places the organism in Eukaryota, Metazoa, Arthropoda, Malacostraca, Decapoda, Palaemonidae. The transcript has a single exon. The coding region runs from base 1 to 717 and encodes 238 amino acids. Gene Ontology annotation, biological process: chromatin remodeling. Gene Ontology annotation, cellular component: nucleus. The record is from RefSeq and is a predicted model, not a curated record.
AUGGACCUUGGUCCCUUACUUCGAACUGACUCAUAUGAUGCUUUCCUCCUAAACCCCCAAGACAUUGGUGGGAGGAGGUUGGUGGAAGAUGGUCACAGAGGUGCCUCACCAGAAGGGAGUUGGCCACCCUUCAACACAAAAGAAAGUUGUCAAGUUGGAUGUCUAAAUGCGAGAACAAUGUAUGUGACAGGAAGAUCAAGUUUAGUGGCACAGGAAAUCAAGAGAUACAACUUGGAACUUGCUGGAUUGAGUGAAACUAGGUGGCUUGGGUGUGGAAAAGUAAGAAUAGAUGUGUUGUUCAUCUAUUCUGGUAAAGAACAGGGAGAACAUGAGAGAGGUGUAGCAAUUGCUUUGAGUAAGAAAGCUGAAAAAAUGUUGGAGCAUUAUGAAUAUAUUGAUGAGAGAAUAGUCACUUGCAGGUUGCGAGGUAAAUAUGCAAACAUCACCGUUAUACAGGUGUAUGCCUCUACUGAAGAGAGUGGAGAAGACGAGAAGGAUGAAUUUUAUGAAAAGCUAACUGGAGUUAUACAGAGGGUUAGAAGACAUGAUAUGUUGUUACUGAUGGGGGAUUUUAACGCUAAAGUAGGAAGAAAGUAUGAUGGCUUUCAGGGAACAACUGGAAAAUUUGGAAUUGGAGCUAGAAAUGAUGAUGGGAGAAGACUCCUAGAGCUAUGUAGUGCAUCUGGGUUAUCUAUAACAAACACAUUUCAACCAUAA